This is a messenger RNA of Brassica rapa (field mustard), 796 nucleotides long. RefSeq lists its product as uncharacterized. The record is from RefSeq and is a predicted model, not a curated record. NCBI's taxonomy places the organism in Eukaryota, Viridiplantae, Streptophyta, Magnoliopsida, Brassicales, Brassicaceae.
CUUGGCAAAUGUUCAGUGGCUUUGGAGUUGAUGGGGGUCCUGCAGCUAAAGAGUUGGCUUUAAAGCUUAAUCUGGCCAAUGCAAAUCUAUCUUCUAGAUUAUGGGUAACUUUGUCUAAUAUAGAGGUGAGACAAGCCAGUGUUACUAUUGUUUCCCUGAUAGCUAUCGGAGGCGUAAUCUUUGUUAUCAGAAAAAUCUUUGGUGCUUAUCUGGCUGUUUACUUUACGAUUGCCAGUCCUAUUCUGUAUGAUAUCUACAACAACGGACCUGAGGAUCGUUAUUUCUCUCCUUUCUGGAUAGAGCUCUUCAAGGUUUGUUCAGAACUUUUUUAGUUAUCAUUAUCUCAAGUUCCUAGCUAGGAUGAAAAGAACGCUGCUUUACAGCUUCAGAUCUUUCGGUCUUACAAAGCCAAGAUCAUGCAGUCUAUGAGAAUGGACGAAUGAUUUGAUAAUAAAAUCUCAUUCCGUUUGUUAUAAUGUAUUGCAGAACGUCGCAAGUUUUGGAGCAAUGUAUAUUUAUUAUUUGAAUGAAUAACUCGACACCCUCCAAAAGGAAUCUGAAGAAACAGAACUCCGGUUAGGGGAGCCUCCAAAGAGGAAAUCUAGAGUUAUUGUUUCUUUAGCGGAUUAGCUGACGAUACAUAAUCUCAAAGACAAAGCUCAUGUAGUUUGAAGAAAGUUACUUUAUAUUUCAUUAUCACAAUCUGCUACACACAUAAAUCAUUUAUUUUUCUUCUUUACGAAAGAAACAUUGUUGUUUCAUCAAGUGAAACAAAAUAAAUAAAUUGUUUAAAACA